This is a messenger RNA of Closterium sp. Yama58-4, 1884 nucleotides long. NCBI's taxonomy places the organism in Eukaryota, Viridiplantae, Streptophyta, Zygnematophyceae, Desmidiales, Closteriaceae. The record is from the annotation of a GenBank genome assembly.
AUGGUGCCGCAGCGAGGCCCGCACUUGUCACUGGCAGCAGCACUGGCUGCAAAAGCGGCAUUUGCGGCCGUCGCGUCGCGCGCGUCCACGUCAGCAAUUUCUGCCACCGCAGAGCACUGCAACCUGCGUUGCCGAGCCGGAACGGGAGGCUCGGAAGUUGCCGAGGCAGUGCCGGACGAGCCGGCUAGGUCCGGCAAGUAUGAGGCUUGGAACGCGACGACGGAGCGGCUGACGGCCCUGUCGACUGUAGCGGGACUGUUUAUGAUGGUGCCGCAGAUCCUCAAGAACGCCGCGCUGCUGCGCGCCAACCAGGGCGCAGCGCUGGGCAUCCUGUCCUGGCUGGGCUUCGCCACGGGCUUCCUGGGCAACAUGCUGCUGCUCUCCUACUUCACCGCUAAGCGCGAGCUGUCAGCAUGCCUCGUGCAGGUGGUAGGAGCUGCCUCCACGGCCAUCCUCCUCUCGCAGGUCUACCUCGCGGGGUUCAUGCCGCCACCAGCCUUCACAGCAGUGGCGGCCUAUCUGCUGCUCGGCUGUGCCGUCAACUGCCUGCGCUUCACCCGCCGCCUGCCCCAGCCGCUGUGGGACACGUGGCAGGACGUGAUUGGCGUCCUGGGACUCGCUGUGCUGCCGCAGGUCAUCUGGUCUACCUUCUCUUCUGUGCAGACGAAGCUUCCAGGAACCAUCUCGGCGGUGGGCGGGCUACUGUUCAUCGCGGGCAUGCGGAGGGGGCUGGUGGGGCAGCGGUGGCGGGACAGGUGGCAGCUGCUGAGUGGCUGGACCGCCACGCUGCUCUUCAUGGUCAUGCCCGUCGCCCAGCUGCAGGUGUGUUUCACGCGGCCCGACCAGCUGGCGGGCAUGUCAGCGCUCUCCUCGCUGCUGGGCAUGGUGGGCAACGGUCUCAUGGUGCCGCGGGCGCUCUUCACACGUGACUUCAUCUGGUUUCUGGGUUGUUCCUGGGGCUGCAUUCUCAUGGGCUGGGGUGUUCUCCUCGCCAUGGCUCUCCAUGGCUUCUACCCGCCUCGCCUCUUCAUGGCUGUCUCACUUGCGCUUGUAGGCUAUCUUGCUGUUGUGUUCAAGUUUGAUGCCGAUGCACAUGGCUGCACUCCUUUGCUUGGUUCUAUCUCUGGCACACCAACAACGUUCCUGGAUCUAGCUACUGCCGCCACUAGCACAUUACCACAGCUUUGCGACUCCGAGUCGUCUCAUUCGCUCCUAGCUGAAGUAGAAGUCAUGGCGCUGGCGCUGCUUUCUUCUAACCCGUUUGCGGAUUCAAUUUCUUCGUUAAGCGACUUCGACGAUAUGACCUCCAUGCUAGAAGGCUUUCCAAGGGAUCUCCUCAGCGACUCGCCGUCUCUCCUCAGUCACACGCUCCACAGUAAUCCGCUUAGCAAUCUCAUUUCCAUCGGUGGUAACCCGGUAACCCAAGCUCUUCGUGAGCUCGCCGACGAUUCACUCGGCGUUCCCAAGGUUGUCGUUGAAGAGUCUCCAGACGCGUUUAAAUUCGUCGCGACCGUUCCAGGCCUCGAGAAGGAGGAUAUGCAAGUGCAGGUGCGGGGGAAGGAUGUUCUGACAAUCACCGGCAAGCGGACCAGAGAGGAGAGAGACGCUGACGACAGCAGCCGCGUUGUGAAGGAGUUCAGCAGCUUCGCGCGAAGCUUCCGACUGCCACGUGGCGUGUCUACAAAGAAGGUUACAGCAGUGGCGCGGAAUGGAGUGCUCACCGUGACGGUUCCCAAAAGAGCAUCUUUCAAUCGGAAGUCUGGCGUUGCGGAUAGGAACGCGAAGGCAGUAGCGAAGGAUAACAUUUCUAAGCAAGUCGGGUUGAACGGCGAGCAACGAGCGAGCAAGAAAAGGAGAGUUGUUCGUUUCGCCCCUGAUUGCUGA